AUGAAGAAACUUUACCGUCGAGUUGCUACACUUUCCCCGGAGGACAAACAAGUGUUGGCCUACCUCAUCUCUUGCUCCAACAACGAUUUCGGCAACUUUUCAAGCCGCCGUAAGAACAACACCCCAAAAACACAAGCUAAAAGAACAUCCGGCAGCGACAGCGACCAUCCGCCUCUUUUCACCUACGAUUGUUUCAGGUGCUAUACGAGUUACUGGGUCAGAUGGGACUCGUCGCCUAACCGGCAGCAGAUACACCAUAUUAUCGAUGCUUUUGAAGAUGAGGUCUCCCGAAGCAAUAAUACGAAAAGCAAGAAGGAAAGGAAGAAGAGAGGUGGUUCUGCUGAUAACAGUUCUCGUAGUUUGAAGAAACCAGAGGAAGAUUCGAGUGAGUUGAAAACGAUUGAACCGAGCGGCGGCAAAGGCAACGGAGAUGGUGGUGAAGGGUCGGUGAGGAGGCUGUUGAACUUCAUCGGAGAGAGGAUUUGGAAUGUUUGGGGGCAAUGA
Hibiscus syriacus is the source of this 504-nucleotide messenger RNA. RefSeq lists its product as uncharacterized. Lineage: Eukaryota; Viridiplantae; Streptophyta; Magnoliopsida; Malvales; Malvaceae. Bases 1 to 504 code for a protein of 167 amino acids. The record is from RefSeq and is a predicted model, not a curated record. The transcript is spliced from 2 exons.